Molecule: messenger RNA, 408 nt
Organism: Parnassius apollo (apollo)
Lineage: Eukaryota; Metazoa; Arthropoda; Insecta; Lepidoptera; Papilionidae
Source: the annotation of a GenBank genome assembly
AUGCCCUCAGAUCCAAAAUUUCACCACAUUAGUGGUGAAAUUAUUCAACAUAAGAUAAUCGGUAAAGUAAAGAAAGCUCAAUUUUUUGCUAUUCUGACUGACGAGACGACCGAGAUUUCGCGUAUGGAGCAAGUCUCGCUGUGCUUACGAUAUGUUGAUUUAAAAGAUGUUAAACACCAUAAAAUUAAGGAGAUGUUCCUCGAGUACAUUCCAACUGUUGACGUGACAGGAUCCGAUCUUGCAAAUCUCAUAAUUACAGCUCUGAAAAAGCAUGGACUUGAAAGUUCUCAUACGGUUGGUCAAUGUUACGAUGGGGCUGCAGCAAUGAGUGGGUAUUUUCACGGUGCCGAGGCAUAUAUUCGUCAAGAAUGUACUCUUGCUCUUUAUGUACAUUGUAGUGCCCACUGA